Messenger RNA from Lates calcarifer (barramundi perch), 3042 nucleotides. Its product is annotated as disintegrin and metalloproteinase domain-containing protein 10. Bases 184 to 2229 code for a protein of 681 amino acids. NCBI's taxonomy places the organism in Eukaryota, Metazoa, Chordata, Actinopteri, Centropomidae. The record is from RefSeq and is a predicted model, not a curated record. Gene Ontology annotation, biological process: membrane protein ectodomain proteolysis; Notch signaling pathway. Gene Ontology annotation, cellular component: plasma membrane. The transcript has 15 exons. Gene Ontology annotation, molecular function: metalloendopeptidase activity.
ACCGAGUCCUGGCUUGAACUUCCUAACCACUGUCACAUUCCAGUGCGGGACCACAGGUACGGGGCUGGUUGAGAGAGAGGUAAAGAGAAAAUGGAUGAUAAAGAGAGAAAGAGGUGAGAGAAGGAGGAGUAAGAGAAAACUGUGAAGGGUGAAGGAAAACAAAAACCCACCAAUGAAGAGAUCAUGAGGGUUCAACACUACUGGCUGCUGUUGUUGUUGGUCAACUGCCGUGAAUGGAUUACAGGUGCUGUGAGUGGCAUUAGUCCAUAUAUAAAGCAUUAUGAGGGCUUGUCAUAUGACACAGAGGAUCUUCACAGGAUGCACUUGAGAGCCAGGAGAGCCACACAACCUCAGGAAUACACACUGCAGCUGGAUUUCACUGCUUUUCAUAGGACUUUCCGCCUGCGUUUGAGACGAAGUGCAGACGCAUUUUCCCAAAAUUUCAUGGUGGUCAGUGAAAAUGGUGCCAUGUCAGCUGAUCUCUCCCACAUAUACUCAGGAAUAUUAGAAGGUGAACAUGGCUCAGCCUGCCAUGGCUCUGUGUUACAGGGUCAGUUUGAGGGAACCAUCCACACAGACAACGGGACUUAUCACAUAGAGCCAGUCCAUAGAUACACCAGCAACCAUACAGAUCACCACUCUAUAAUCUACCAUGAGGAUGACAUGGUCCUGCCACAUAUGAGACCCGGCUCUGCUGGAUUCUGCGGUGUAGAACAUCUAAACAUCCUCGCCCAAAACCUCCGAUCCAAUGAGGAGGCAGCAGCGAGCCGGUCCAGGAGGACAGUCGAUGAGUCGAAGACCAGCUGCCUGCUCCACCUCCAUGCUGACCACCUCUACUUCAAGAGAUUCAAGUCAGUGGAAGCUGUUGUGGCUCAGGUUGCCUCCUACAUGCGAGCUGUAAAUGAUGUCUUUGACAAAGCGGACUUCGAUGGAAUCAAGCUGAUCAACUUCAAAGUCAAAUCCCUCCAUGUGAUGACUGAAGAGGAUAAAAAGGAUCCUCUGUACCCUCUGUUUAUCGGGCCUGAGAAGCUGUUGAGUCUGUACUCUGAGAACAACUGGGGCAACUUCUGUCUGGCCUACCUGCUCACCAACAGGGACUACAGCGGUGUGCUGGGACUCGCUUGGGAGGGCAAGGCUGGUAACUGGGGAGGAAUAUGUUCAAAACAGACCAUCCUGCGUAACGGCCGGACCUCCACCCUGAACACAGGUCUGGUCACGAUUCAGAACUACGGACAGUUCCUGCCUCCUCGACUCGUCCAGCUGACCCUGGCUCACGAACUCGGCCACAGCCUGGGAUCUCCGCACGAUGAGGGCUCUAACUGUGGGGACCUCGGUUCCUCCGGUGGCAAAGGCAGGUACCUGAUGUUCCCUCAGGCCACAGACGAGGUGCGUGAAAACAACGACAAAUUCUCUCACUGCAGCAUCGAACACAUCAGCAAGAUCCUCAAGAUGAAGAAGGACGACUGCUUCGUGGUCAGUGAUCAGCCCAUCUGCGGAAACCAGAUUCUAGAGGGAGAUGAGGAGUGUGACGUCGGUCACAGCGAGACAGACCUCUGCUGCUACAGCGCUAAAGAGCCUGUGGGAGUCCAGUGUCGCCUUAAGCCUGGUAAAGUCUGCAGUCCGAGUCAGGGCCUGUGCUGUGGUCAGAACUGUGAGUUUAAGCCAGCUGGUCAGAUCUGCGAUGAAGAAACAGACUGUCAGAGAAAGAGUGUGUGUUCGGGCCUCUCUCCACGCUGUCCCGAGCCAAGUGCCAAGGAAAACCUCACCGUCUGCAGUCAGGGCACGCGUGUCUGCCUGAACGGGGUCUGUGCUGAGUCUGUAUGUGUGAAGCACCACCUGCAGCAGUGCGACUGUCCAGGAGACUCCGUGAAGGAGAAAUGCCACAUGUGCUGCCAGCAGCCUGAUAAACCAGAGACAUGUGCCAGCACCACUUCCUCCGUGCUGUCUCGUCACUUCGAGAGAAAAGCAUUGCCGCUGGUUGGUGGUGCUCCAUGCUUUGGAAACCGAGGUUACUGCGAUAAAUUCCAGGUGUGUCGUGUGCUGAAUGCAGACGGCCCCAUCGCAAGACUGAAGAACUCCUUUCUCCAUUUUGAUGACUUUGAUGAUGUAGCGGAGUGGAUGAAGGCUCAUUGGUGGGCCAUCCUGCUGGCUAUCCUGACACUGUCUGGAGUGAUGGGCUGCACUGUCUGCCUCUGUGGCCGUACCCUCGACACCAGUGACCUGGAGUAACCUCUGACUUUUCCCUGUCACCUCCGGGAACAUACAACUAUCCUCACCAUGACGCACAAAUUUUCAUUUUUGAUUCAUUUAUCAGGGAUUUUUUUUCAGCUUUGUUCCACAGGUUUUGUUUUCUACAUCAUAGUGCAUCUGUCAUUACUUUUUCUUGUGUUACUUGUCUGUUCACAAGUGGCGAGGGUGCUGUACAAUAUGUUGCAUGUGUUGUGGAAAACGUCUGUGUUGCUGUGGGUCAGUCAGCCUCCUCAGAGGGGCCAUAUACUGUAGCAGUCCACCUACAGUGAUUUACAGUCUGCAUAAAGACCGGUGUGACUCUCCCUUGUUUUGGCCCGCUGUGUCCUUGUUGUUGUCUUUGAACUUGAGCGCUAAUUUCAGCCUUGAUCAACGUCCAGCUUUCCAUCACUAUGACAGUUCAUCAAUCUUAAUAUCGUCACAGGAUGGUGAGGUAACAUUGGUGGUUCUCUUGACAUGGCCUUUGGUCUAAAUGCUGUCAUUUGCAUUCCAUGUUUGAUGUUUAAGUUAAUAAGGGAACAGGAAACAUUUUUAUCAUCUCAAUGAGUAAACAUUUACCAUUUAUAAAGUACAUUUACUCAGAUUGUUUACUUCUUUUGUGCAAUUUCAAGGUACCUGUACUUCACUUUACUUCAGAGGGAAAUUUUGUUUUUGUUUCUCCAGUUUGUAUUUGAAAGCUACAAUUAAGAAUUACUCCUCAUGAAUGGCAAACAAUGUGUAUUAAAACAUACACUUGUCACAUUUCAGAUAUUUGAGUUGAUAGAAGUUCUAUUAAAGAGCAGUUUCUUCUAUGAA